Molecule: messenger RNA, 1281 nt
Organism: Python bivittatus (Burmese python)
Lineage: Eukaryota; Metazoa; Chordata; Lepidosauria; Squamata; Pythonidae
Source: RefSeq, a predicted model, not a curated record
CAUCUUCAGAGCGUUCACCGGCAAAGCAGGGAGUGGCUGAUCCAGCUCUGAGCGGCACAAGCACCGGAACUAAACUACCUAGAUAAAUAGGUCACCCUUAAGUCGAGCCCCAUUCCUGUGAAGACAGAGAUGCAUCCGAGCGGUUUUCUUGGCAGCAGUUUGGAAAGAGUUUGCUCUUGCUCUCUUCCAUCAUGGUUCUGAGGCUCCUGGUCCUUGGAUUUGCCGCUGAGCCCCCACUGAAGCACCAACUGGACCAGCCCUGCUGAAGUUCCAAGCCCAGGCCUCUGCUGAGACGUCUUGCUGUAAAUAGCUCUGUUCUCGGAGUCCUGAAAGCAAGCAGCAGGGUUCACCGGGGAGAAUGCGCAAAUCGCCAGCAGGGAAGCAGUGGGGAACAGAAAGAUGUCUCUGAGAGUCCACUUGGGUGCCCUGGUACUCCUCCUGUUCUGCACGUCCAGCUCUGUCAGGGGAGAGGCUGAAGAAAUCAGUGUGGAAAUCUCUUCGAAGGAUGUGGUUCUCAGCUGCCCAGGAGAGAAAUCUCAGUGGGAGAAGAGGAAAGGGGACACUGUUCGCCCCCAGGAAGAGGGGAGGUCUCUGAUCAUCUCCACCCCAGAGGAACUCGAUGAGAUUGCAGAGGGGAAAGAGUUCGUCUGUAAACGAAAUAGUCAGAGCCGCAUAUCCCAGAAGAUUUAUCUGAAGAUCAAAGUGUGCAAGGACUGUGUGGAGCUGAGCAUUGGCCUUGGGGCCGGCAUCAUCAUCGCCGACCUCCUCCUCACCCUGGGGGUCCUGCUUCUGGUCUACUUCUGCUGCAAGACGCAGCGCCCCUCCCUUGGAGCCAGCCUUGCUGGGGGAGGCACCCCGGGACGGCAGCAAGGCCAGCAAGCAGACUGCCCCCCGCCUGUUCCAAAUCCAGAUUAUGAGCCGAUCCGGAAGGGCCAACGUGAGGUGUAUGCCGGCCUGGAGCCACGGGCUUUCUGAGGUGCUGCCUCAUGUGCUGUGCUGUGGUGAGACACCAUACAUUCCAGCUAGCAGCGAGAGUCCCCAGAUGGGCCUGCCGCUGCCUGUUUGCACUAACUGCUGUCCCUCCUGGUGGGGGGAGGCCCCCAUUUGUGCUGAGUGUUGCAGCUAGAAAAGUGGUCCUUGUGUGGCCCGGAGAGCCCCAGAUGGAGCAGGGACAGCUGCCGUUUGCAGAGGUUGGCCCCAGGAUGAAAAAAGGCCUGCUUUCCCACUUGUUUUGAUUGUGCUUGCAAAGAAUCCUAAUAAACUGUGGUCCAGCCUGUUCCA